This is a messenger RNA of Penicillium coprophilum, 252 nucleotides long. RefSeq lists its product as uncharacterized. NCBI's taxonomy places the organism in Eukaryota, Fungi, Ascomycota, Eurotiomycetes, Eurotiales, Aspergillaceae. The coding region runs from base 1 to 252 and encodes 83 amino acids. The record is from RefSeq and is a predicted model, not a curated record. The transcript has a single exon.
AUGGGUCUUGUAAAGCUCUUGCUCAAAGUAAUCCUCAUCCCAAUCAUUGUCCUCGUGGUUAUCGCUGUCGUUAUUUUCCUUCUCCUGAAAAUGCGUCGGGAUCGCAAAAAGAAGGAACGGGAACUGGAGAAAUCUUUCCAGCCACCCCCUAUACAGCAAUGGGUGCCGUACACCCCGGUGCAGCAACCAGCUCCGGCAUAUGUCAAAACACCAGGGGAGAUGGAGCAAGGAUUUGGACACAGACAGCCUUAG